CAAAUAACUCGCAGUAGAGUUUUCCAGUAGAGAACGAAUCGGAGCUCUGUUAUAUCAGCAAUUAUCAGCGACAGUAACUAUCUUCAGAUACUAAGAAUAGGAGAGAGAGACUUGGACCAUCUGGGAAGUAAGGAAUUGCUUUUUCUCGUAAACUUUUACUCGCAAAGACAUUUUGGACAUCUUUGUGGGAGCCUCAGUCACUUUCGUUGGGUCUAUCUGAGUGAAGUUUGCCCACAGCGCUGCUCAAGCUGCUCCUCUGAAAAACAGACUUUAUCACCCGACCGUCCUUAUCUGGAGUGGAUUUGUUAAUUAUCCGGCGACUGGAUAACGAAAAACCGCCGACGACUCGCCGAAGUGUCUUUACGUGACCCGCUUUGUCCCAGGAGUCAGUACCCAUAUUCUUCCAAAUAGGACGAAUAUACGGUGUCAGAAUGUACCAAAGUCUUGCUUUGUCAUCCAACCAGUCCCCAUAUGCACACGAUGCAGGGAACUAUAUGCACCCUUCAGCGAGUUCCCCCGUGUACGUGCCCACUACGAGGGUGCCUGCUAUGCUGCAAACCCUGCCGUACUUGCAGACAUGCGAGUCCACCCAUCAGUCCCAUGGCCUCGGCGGGCAUCAUGGCUGGCCUCAGACUGGCGCAGACAGUUCGUCCUUCAAUCCGGGCAGCCCCCAUCCGCUCCCCGGGUUCUCCUACUCUCACAGCCCGCCAGUAAGCAGCAAUACAGGCAGGGACACAACCUACCAAAACCCGCUUGUGCUCAGUAACGGUGGUCGAGCCGACCAGUAUGGCAGCGCUUUGGUACGGUCUGUUGGAGGAUCGUACUCGAGUCCCUACGCGUACAUGAGCCCUGAGAUGGCAACCUCUUGGACACCAGGCCACUUUGAGAGCGGCAUGAUCAGUCUUCAGGGACGGCAAGGUUGCCUGUCUGGGAGAAGGUCCAGUUUUGACAUGUUGGAGGAGUUCCCGGGAGAGGGUCGUGAGUGUGUAAACUGCGGCUCCAUCUCCACUCCUUUGUGGCGACGAGACGGUACCGGGCACUACCUGUGCAAUGCCUGUGGCCUGUACCACAAGAUGAACGGAAUCAACAGGCCGCUCAUCAAACCACAGAAACGCCUGCAGACCACAUCUCGCCGGGCUGGCUUGUGCUGCACUAACUGCCUCACCAGCACGACUACGCUGUGGCGUCGCAACGCAGAGGGAGAGCCUGUCUGCAACGCCUGUGGCCUGUACAUGAAACUACAUGGGGUCCCCAGACCACUGGCCAUGAAGAAGGAAAGCAUUCAGACCAGGAAACGGAAACCUAAGAUGCCCAAGUCCAAACCCUCAACAGGAGGGUUGUCAGCCUCAGGCACCAACUCACCGUCCUCCUUGUCUGUCUCGGAACAUGCAUCUACGAUAAAGAGUGAACCCAACAUGGCUCCCUCACCCUACGCCGGACAGACCGUAGCCUCUGUGUCCCAGGCUUCAUCACAUCUGGACAGUUCAGGACAUGUCGACAUCAAAUACGAGAACUACCCCUUUACGCCCACGUCCAUCGCCCCACAGAACUCCUGGUGUGCUCUGUCUCAGGCAUGAGCUUGACCGCAGCUCAUCGUGUUCUGAUUCUGGAUCCAGCUCAGCUCACUGUGGAUAAUAUAGACUUGUGACAAGAACUACCUAUUAUAGACUUACUCUCUUUCCCAUGGCUGGAGGGAGGAGAAAACAGAAGGAAGCGACGGCAAUCAAGUGGAAUGUAUAGAAAUAACUUUUUACUGGCUACUAUCAAUACUAUUUCUAGUUGUAGUUUUUGUUGUGGUUGUCUUUGUUGUUGUCAUUAUUGAUAUUUUUCUAAUAUCACCAUCACAGUUUUACGUGGUAUUUCAGCCGAUAACCAGAAACAGUUCAACAAGUUAUCACGGAGUGUUAUUCACAAAUCCAGAAGGACAAAACACGCAAGUGUUUAUUACCGCUGAGCAUGUUUCAUUGCUAGCGUGUAGAUGAUUAACUUCUAUAUACAUUAUUUAUGUUGCGAUAAGAACAGUCAUGAAACUCCAAAGCCAACAUGUCAUAUCCCAGAAGUCCAUUCCCUUCUAGAAUGCCUUGUGUGUUCAAGGUAUGAAAUCUAAAAUAGAAAGAAUACAUUUACAUGUGCUUUCUAUGUAAUGAAUUGCAUAGUUGUUCAUUUGACAAACGAUGCAUAUAUUUACAUUUACACCUGUAUAUACUGUAUAUGUUAUCAGAUAUGUUGAAAGUGCAUAAACACUUUUUUAUUUUAGAUGUCAUAAUUGUGUACUUGAAUUCGUUUUCAUUUUUUCCAAGACCCCUGUUCUCUUAGUUCGGCUUUUGACAAUGUGUUGUCUGCUCAUUUAAAGUGCAAUUACUUAAUUUAAAAAAAAAUAAAGACAAAGAAAAAUACUUUUAUUUUAAUUGUUUUGAAUAAGUUCAUCUAAUUUUAUUUGCUGUGUUUUGGUUGAAAUAUAAGGGAAUUCUAUUGUUACUUUAUAACCUAAAAUUGUUCAGAGACUUGAGUCUACUUUAGUUGUAUAACCAAGUCUGAUAGUCUCGUUGGUUUUGCAAUGCUCUUUGAAAUCUGUUUAGUUUAAUAAACCGAUAAAUUAAUUGU
Salvelinus fontinalis (brook trout) is the source of this 2604-nucleotide messenger RNA. RefSeq names its product GATA binding protein 5 (gene gata5). Gene Ontology annotation, molecular function: zinc ion binding; RNA polymerase II cis-regulatory region sequence-specific DNA binding; DNA-binding transcription factor activity, RNA polymerase II-specific. The record is from RefSeq and is a predicted model, not a curated record. The transcript has 7 exons. NCBI's taxonomy places the organism in Eukaryota, Metazoa, Chordata, Actinopteri, Salmoniformes, Salmonidae. Gene Ontology annotation, biological process: negative regulation of transcription by RNA polymerase II; cardiac muscle tissue development; positive regulation of transcription by RNA polymerase II. Gene Ontology annotation, cellular component: nucleus. Bases 432 to 1577 code for a protein of 381 amino acids.